UAUGAUUCAUGCGCUCACAUAUAAAUACAAGUGGGAAAAAAUAUUUUUUUAAUGAGUACCGAGGUCAGUUCCAGUGCACUUGUUUCUAAUUAUUUAUAUAGUUUUGGAGGGAUCGCAUCGAAACGGCAAGACACAAUGACAUCGAUUUGCAACCCUGAUCUGCCAUGCGUGCACGCAAUAGCCGUUGGUAUAAACACUGUCAGCAACAUCAGGAUACAAGGAAGCAUACCACAUAAAGCUCAAUAGUACGUCUUCUCAUCUCAGAUCAGUUUGAAACUACAACUAGCAAAUAGUAAAAUUUUCAAGAUAAACCUGAUAUGCGGUGAUGACAUCGCAUUCCACUUCCACCCUAAAUUCGACAAGAUGGAGAUAGUUCGCAACACCUGCAGUGCCGGAGUUUGGGGGGAAGACGAGAAGAGCGGGGGUAUGCCCCUCAGCAGAGGAGAUAACUUCGAUAUACUGAUCGCGUCUGAUGAAGAAUCUAUUAGGGUGUCCAUCAACGGGCAGCACUUCUGCGAGUAUAUUCAUCGUAUCCCGUACCGCAUCACUCGCCUGGAAGUCCAUGGCGACGUCAACAUAUACGAUAUAAAGUGCAAUAAUCGCUCACCGUCCCAAGAUCCCUAUGACCAGAAUAUGCAGUGCGUGCAUAAAAUACCCGGUGGCAUAUGCAGUAGCAGCAAGAUCAGGGUACAAGGAAGCAUACCACAUGAUGCUAAAGGAAUCAGGAUAUAUCUGAAAUGCACGUCACGCAAACGCGUCAUAUUCUACAUCAACCCUAGAUUCGACCAGAUGGAGGUAGUUCGCAGCAUGAACAAUUACAGUGACAAAGUUUGGGGGAAAGAAGAGAAGAUCGGGGGUAUGCCCCUCAGCAGAGGAGGCAACUUCGAUAUGCAGGUCGAAUCUGAUGAACAAUCUUUAAGGGUGGCCUUCAACGGGCAGCACUUCUGCGAGUUUGUUCAUCGCUUAGGGUUCCUGCCCAUCGACGAGCUGAUUAUAAACGGCGAACUCAAUGUAAAACUGAUCAGCUUAUAAAAGGCACAAUAUUUCAUUAUAUAUUUUAAAAAAAUAUAAAGCAUUUAAAUUAAGCAUUAUCUACUAGUAUGAGAUUGUCAUUGUCAUUAAAAAAUAUCUUAGCCAUAAUAAUUAGCCUCAAUACUCAAUACUCAAUACUUUAUUUGCUUUCCAUGUGUAUUCUUAGCCUACCACUUAAAUGUUAUACAAUAAAAUACGAAACUCAAAAUAAAACAGGCUUCCAAAAACUAUGACAAGUUAAAAUCAAAGGAAUUUUAAUUGCACACGGCUCUCAAAUAUUGCAUGUACGAGAUAAAUUGAGAAAACCUUUUUGAAAACUUGGUUCAAUACAUUAACUCUCACAGUUGGUAUAAUGGAAUAGCAACUCCUUUACUGUAAUCUUCUCUAUUUAUGUUCAAGUUAAUAUUUGUAUAAAACUGUAAUUUUGUGAAAUAAACAGCUUUUUUUAUUUA
Molecule: messenger RNA, 1484 nt
Organism: Helicoverpa armigera (cotton bollworm)
Lineage: Eukaryota; Metazoa; Arthropoda; Insecta; Lepidoptera; Noctuidae
Product: galectin-5
Exons: 7
Coding region: 364-1032 (222 amino acids)
Molecular function (GO): carbohydrate binding
Source: RefSeq, a predicted model, not a curated record